Messenger RNA from Lolium perenne, 890 nucleotides. RefSeq names its product probable E3 ubiquitin-protein ligase ATL44. NCBI's taxonomy places the organism in Eukaryota, Viridiplantae, Streptophyta, Magnoliopsida, Poales, Poaceae. The record is from RefSeq and is a predicted model, not a curated record.
UUUCAUCGUGAAUCAAAAUAUCAUAUCCCUGGCUACCCGAGCCACCAUUGUCCUGAGCUAUACUGCCACUAUAAAAACGCAGGAACCAGCACCCUGAGUCUUCCCUCUGCAGCACUGGACCUAAACUGACCUCACCUAGACAGUCUACGCUCGGAUCGAUCUCAUCUCGACCUGUCCCACCGGGAACGGAGAGCUACAAUGCCGCGCCACCUGCUGCAGGACUCUGUAGACCGCCUGACCGAGAUGGCAGCGCCGCCUUUGUCAGCAUCGAAGGCCGCCGGCGUGCACACGGACACGCUGCUGAUCCUGGGGGCCGUGCUGUGCUUCCUGCUCUGCGUCGUCGGGCUGGCCCUCGUCGCGCGCUGCUGCCGGCUCUGCAACCCCUCCGCCUUCUCCGUCGACGCAAUGAUGGCCAAGGCGCCGUGCAAGGGGAUCAAGAAGAAGGCGCUGCAGUCGCUGCCGACCGUGCUGUGGCCGGCACCGGAGCAGACGGCGGAGCGGAUGGACCACGAAGAGGAGGGGGAGCGGCCGGAGUGCGCCAUCUGCCUGGCGGAGUUCGCAAGCGGCGACGAGGUGCGCGUGCUCCCGACGUGCGGCCACGGCUUCCACGCCGCCUGCGUCGACGUGUGGCUCCUCUCCAGCUCCACCUGCCCCUCCUGCCGCCGCGCCCUCGUCGUCGCGCCGGCGGCAGCAACCGCGUGUGCUCCUCCUCACACGUGCUGCGAGCGCCCCGACGUCGCGCCGCAGGACUCGGCCACCGGCGCCGGCGCAUCCCGUUGCCGGUCGUCGGCGCAGUAAGCAUACGACCGACGGGCGGCGCGCCUGCGUACUCCCAUGCGCGCGCGCGGCACCUCUGACCUUUCAUGGUUUGUCCUGUCCUGGCACAUGUA